This is a messenger RNA of Thrips palmi, 1122 nucleotides long. Its product is annotated as aldose reductase-like. Bases 16 to 1014 code for a protein of 332 amino acids. Gene Ontology annotation, cellular component: cytosol. NCBI's taxonomy places the organism in Eukaryota, Metazoa, Arthropoda, Insecta, Thysanoptera, Thripidae. The record is from RefSeq and is a predicted model, not a curated record. The transcript is spliced from 5 exons. Gene Ontology annotation, molecular function: aldose reductase (NADPH) activity.
UACAAAGGUUUAAGCAUGCCUGCUAGUACACUUCGCCUGGAGCCAACCCUGGAGCAUGCACGCGUCAGCAAUUUGAGAUCUGGUUCUGCAUGGUCCCAGGCCGCCGAGGGCGAGCUGGAGGCGCCCCUGAACGCGGCCCUGGAGGCUGGCUACCGUCACAUCGACACGGCGGCCUCCUACUUCAACGAGGCCCUCAUCGGCAAGGUGCUCAACCAGUGGAUCAGCUCGGGCAGAGUGAAGCGCGAGGACCUGUUCAUUGUCACCAAGCUACCCGCCGCAGGCAUCAAGCCAGGCGGUCCGCAGAAGUGGCUCUCGGCCUCGCUGCAGAAGCUCGGCCUGGACUACGUGGACCUGUACCUGGCGCACGUACCUUUCUGCGCCAAGGAGGACGCGGCCGGCUCCCCGUUCCCCGUGCCGAUGCAGUUCGAGCCCGACACCGACCACGCCGGCAUGUGGAGGGACAUGGAGGCCGAGGUGCUGGCGGGGCGCGCCAAGGCCAUCGGCCUGUCCAACUACAGCAAGCGCCUCAUCCAGAUCGUGCUGGACAACUGCCGCAUCAAGCCCGCCAACCUGCAGGUGGAGCUGCACGUCUACAUGCAGCAGAAGCCGCUCGUCGACUUCUGCCACCAGAACGGCAUCACCGUCUGCGCCUACUUCCCCAUCGGCACGCCUGGCUCCAAGGCGUUUGCGCAGAGCAGCUUCACUCGCGGCAUGAUGAAACUCCCUGACCUGAUCAACGACCCAACCAUCCUGGAAGUGGCCAAGAAGUACAAGAAGACGCCCGGGCAGGUGCUGCUCAAGCACAUCGUGCAGCGCGGCGUCUGCGCCAUCCCCAAGAGCCUGUCCAAGGAACGCAUCGAGCAGAACAUCGCGCUGUUCGACUGGGAGCUGAGCAAGGAGGACACGGCCAAGAUCGACGCGCUGGACAAAGGGAAGGCGGGCCGCAUCCUCAGCUUCUUGUUCUUGGGGAUCCCUGAGUCACACCCUGCGUUUCCUUUCCAGGAUUACCCAUAGGCUGUGCUCACCAGUCGAAAACUCCGUAAAAUUAUGGAAAUUUAACGCAGACUGCACUGUAGCACUGUAAUUCAAAGGGUGAGAUUUGUCACCAAUUUUCGGCGAUAC